This is a messenger RNA of Tetrahymena thermophila SB210, 867 nucleotides long. RefSeq lists its product as hypothetical. The transcript has 3 exons. Lineage: Eukaryota; Ciliophora; Oligohymenophorea; Hymenostomatida; Tetrahymenidae. The record is from RefSeq and is a predicted model, not a curated record.
AUGCGCAAAAGAUCAUAAGCCUAUCACGCUUAAACUCAGGAAGAAUACUAAUAAUUAAUGCAAGAAGAUGAUAUUGCUUAAAAGCGCAACGAAUGUAUUAUCCAUUAGGAUAAGAUGGGAAUAGUGGACCAAAUAGAAUGGUUAGAAACUCCUGAUUUCAUAGAAAACGACAGCAAAUAUAAACUCGAAUUGAACACUAGCAGUGAUUCUGAUGAAUCUUUCUAAACUCGUAAAAAAUUCUUGAUAAUUAUAGAAGACAACCAGUAGUUAAAUGAAUAUUUCUCAAAGGAAAGCUUCCCUCAUUUAUUUAGUGAGAAUACAAAUCGCAAAUUCCUCGAACUUGUUUAUUCCUCUUAAGAAGAAGAGAUGUGGAUUCAUUUCAGACCUCUUCGCAACUCUACUGCUAGUGCUUCUAACAGCUAAGCUGCUGCUUCUGCUGCUGGAUCAUCUAUUUCUUCUUUCAGCAAAAAACGUGAAGAAUCCUCAUAAGAUAACAUAAAAAACAGUCUCUAUUGCAGCAUAAUUGAAGAUAGUUUUUAUCCUCACGCAGACUAUAUAAUAUUAUUUUCUAGUGAACAAGCUAAAGAAAUUUAAGAGUGGAAAUCAAGGUGCAGAAACAUAAAAUCCUCAUAAAAAAUUUGUGUUUAUAGCAAGUAGAAAUAAACUCUUUAGGUAGAGAGUGAAUAUGACUAAAACGAAUGUGACACUUCUAUCUCCACAUUAUCUUCUCCUCCUUCUUCUGCAGAGUUAGGAUGGUUCAAUAAUCUUAAAAUUAAUAACAAUAAAGAAGAAUUCAUUUUAUUGGAACAACCCUCUGAGUCCUAUAAUUCUUACAAUAUCAUAAAAACUCUGAUUAACUAAGCCUGA